Molecule: messenger RNA, 1145 nt
Organism: Daucus carota subsp. sativus
Lineage: Eukaryota; Viridiplantae; Streptophyta; Magnoliopsida; Apiales; Apiaceae
Product: vacuolar protein sorting-associated protein 32 homolog 2
Exons: 8
Coding region: 264-920 (218 amino acids)
Biological process (GO): vesicle budding from membrane; late endosome to vacuole transport via multivesicular body sorting pathway
Cellular component (GO): multivesicular body; cytoplasmic side of plasma membrane; ESCRT III complex
Source: RefSeq, a predicted model, not a curated record
AAAUAAAAUUGACUUAUACAGUAUAUAUAAUUUAUACCACCUCUGUGAAUCCUUCCUUGUCACAACUCACAACUCCUCGCGACUCGUGAGUCAUAAUCUCAAUUCUCAAGUCUCCUCAUCAUCGACCUAUUUUCAUCCUCAAUCAAUUAAAAUCUUUAUCAUUAAUCGCUUUAUCUUUAAGUUUCAUCAUUUCUGCAAAUUUAAACUCACAGGCUCUGUGAAUUGUCCGAUUUUGUCGGAGUGAAUUUCGAGGUUGAUCCACGAUGUUUACACGGAUUUUCGGAAAGCCUAAGCAAGAGGAGAAUGCUGUUGCUACGUUAGACAAGUUGAAUGAGACACUUGAGAUGCUCGAGAAAAAAGAGAAAGUGCUAUUGAAAAAAGCUGCGGCGGAAGUUGAAAAGGCCAAGGAGUUCACGCGAGCCAAAAAUAAAAGAGCGGCAAUACAGUGUUUGAAGAGGAAGAGACUUUACGAACAACAAGUGGAGCAGCUCGGAAAUUUUCAGUUACGUAUACAUGAUCAGAUGAUUAUGCUAGAAGGUGCAAAAGCUACAACAGAGACCGUUGAUGCUUUGAGGACCGGAGCAGCUGCUAUGAAGGCCAUGCAGAAGGCAACGAAUAUUGAUGAUGUUGACAAAACAAUGGAUGAGAUUAAUGAACAGACAGAGAACAUGAAACAAAUUCAAGAUGCACUGUCAGCACCCAUCGGAGCAGCAGCAGAUUUUGAUGAAGAUGAGUUAGAAGCAGAGCUUGAAGAAUUGGAAGGAGCUGAGUUGGAGGAACAGCUUCUUCAGCCUGCUACAACUGCCCCUACUACUUCUGUGCCUAUUCCUGCAGGUAGGCAACAAGUACGUCCAGCUCGUCAGCAGAACACAGCUGAGGAUGAUGAACUUGCUGCAUUGCAGGCAGAAAUGGCACUAUAGAAUGUUCUGAUGAUCAAGAAGAAAUUGUGUAAAGAAUUUAAAGGAUUGAAUGUAAUCUAUUAUGGAGUUCCCAGAUUUCAUUUUCUUAAUGAGCAAUUGCUGGUAUGAGGACAAUGUAUAGACGAUAAUUUCAAGAGAAAAUAUAUUACAUCUUGAAUCUGGUUUCUCUUCUGGUGUUCAAGUUUCUAUUCACAAAAUUUUAAUUAUAUUUUUGAUAUUUUGAUA